GCCGCGCAGUUUUACCUUGUUAGUGUAGAGAAUUAUUUAAAAAAUAAUCGUACAACUCUGAAAACAUGAACCUGAAAUCUACCCCCCACUCGGUGAAGCUGUGGCAGCUCCACGGGACGGACUACGAGCCGCAGAGACCCCCCAAACUGAAGGCAGAGACCCGCUUCAGCAGCUGGACCCCGCUGAACGACAAGCAGCGCAACCUGCAGUUAUUUGAGGAGCGGGUGAAUCUUGUGCUGCACUGGUUCGACCUGUGGACCGACACUCAGAGGAAACACCUACUGCACUCUCUGCUCUCUCGUGGCUCCAAGUCGCAGCUCAAGUACUGCAGAGAUCUACUCAUUGAGACGGUUCCUGUAACUCACGCAGACUUCACGGCGAUACUUCCCCGGUUUUUAUCCCUGUACGUCAUGUCCUUCCUAUCCCCUCGAGAACUUUGCAGCGCUGCUCAGGUCAGCUGGCACUGGAGGAUCCUGUCAGAGCAGGACUGUCUUUGGGCCGACCGCUGCAUCAGAAGAGGCUGGUUCCUUCCCUACACUCCUGGAGAAAAAGAGUAUGGAGCUUGGAAGAACCAUUAUGUGUCCUGCGUCUCCUGGCUCACGCCACGGGAGGCGUCCAAGCCGUACGGAACCUUAAACCAGCAGAGCCCAGGGCUGAUGGAGGAGGAAGAAGAGAGGAGUGAGGAAAGGAGGAUCAGGCAGAAAAUCAGAGAUGUGCUUCAGGUGGAGAAGAGAUUAUCCAUGAGUAGCAGGAGACCAUGGGGCUACGCAAAACCUGACGGAUCCAGAGGUGGAAGUAUGCAUGCAGGAAGGUCCAGCUCCGGGUUAACGUCCAGUUCUUGGCCUUCUCUGUGCUGGCAGUCAAAGGCAGCUCAAUCUUCCAGCAUUUGUUUCAGUGUGGACAAGAAACAAACUGUGGAAGGAGCUCAGAGCUUGGAGAGAGUGAAGACAUCCAGGGUUAACAGAACUGCAGCUGCUCACACAACCUCUAACUGUAGUCCUGCUGCUCUCUUGCUGCUCGUCUCCAACAGAAUCCCAGCAUACGAGCUGGUUCUGAGCGGUGUAAAAGCCGGAGUGAUUGUGGUCCUGUACGACUACAGAGAGACUCUCCCAACUCUGUUGAUGGAGGUGGAGAGAACCGUUUCAGGGCUGCCGGUUCAAAGAGUCGGCCUGCUAGCUCCUGGAGGAACAGAGGAAAUUCAUCUGCUUCAUGACUGUAGCCUGUCAGAGAGGACUCUACUGACACAUGAUCACAGGGAAUUCUGGGAAAAACUGUGUGCCUGGGUGACACCAACUCAGCAGGGAGGUGGAAUUGACAUCUUUUGCCCGCUGGCAGCAUCUGCAUCAGGUGUGACUCUUCUUCAAAGCCUUUCUGCUCUGACGGAUCUGCAGGUUAGAGCGCCAGCGGGUCUCGUUACUGGAAGCUUCCAGAACAUUCUCAGUGAGUGGUCUGGUGGUGACGAUGGUGCUGCACUCUUGGACCAGCACCCAACAGCUCCGGCGCUGCAGUAUAUGAGCGAUGGUGUGCUGCAGGCCUGGUGCAGACAGGCUCAGUGGAUGGAGGAGGCCCUGCAGGAGCUAAGGAGAACUCUGGAGGUGCAGCUGCAGCAGAGCAGCCUGCAGGCCAGAGGCCGAGCUCUGGGUCAUUUUCUGUGGGAGAAGCUCUGCCUCGAUAAGAUGUGUGUGUCCAGAGAACUGAGUGAGGCUCUGACAGAAGGACUCACUGCUCUCACUGAACAGGAGGAGACCAGACCACUGGAGUUUCUGUCCUCCUUCCUGCUGCAAUGGAGUGAAGAGGAAAACGAAGAAGACUCAUCUUUGGUUAAAAAGGAUUCCCUCCCAAAUACAAGUCUCUUACUGGAGCAGCCACAGAUGGCUUUAGAUUGGAGAGGUUUGGUUGCGAGAGAGCUGCACCACAGCGAGGGUCUUUACCUGAGAAGACUGAGUUCCAUCCUGAAGGUGUAUCAGGAGCCUCUGACAGCAGCUCUGAACUCCAACAGAGCCAUCCUCAGCUACGCUGACAUCGAAAUAAUCUUUAGUCAAGUUACAGUAAUACAACAGCUGAACAGUGUGUUUCAGGCAGACUUACAGACCAGGAUGCAACAAUGGGCUGCAGAUCAGUGUGUUGGAGAUGUUUUUCUGAAGCUGUGCUCCAAACUGAGCGUCUACACCAACUACCUGAACAACUACACCCUCACCCUCGGCACCAUUGAUAAGUGCAGGGAGGCGAAACCAGCAUUUCGGGCUUUUCUGAAGAGAGCAGACAGAACUCUGUCAACACACAUGCUAAGCCUUCAGGAGUUGCUGCUGUGUCCGGUGUGGAGGAUCCAGGAGUACGUGACUCUUCUUCAAGCUCUGUCUUCAAACACCCAACUUGAUCACCCUGACCACACACACCUCUGCACGGCCCUCAGCACCAUGCUGCGACUCAGACACUUCAUACAAACGAUCAGGCGAAACUUUGAGACUGACCGGCUGUUAGAGGAAACACAGCAAAUGAUACAAAACUGCCCUAGCCUCAGAGAAGGAAACAGGCAGCUGAUAAGAAGUCAGGACGCGGUGCUGCUCAGGAGCCCAGACGACCAGAUUCCAGACUCUCUACGGACCUUUGAGCAGGUUGCAGAUGUUGGACUCUUCCUGUUUAAUGACGCUUUGGUGUUGACUCGGAGAAAAGUGCACCACACUCCGUUCACGGUGUCCCACCGGAGCACACACACCUUCCUGGCUUCUGUGGCUCUCAGCAGCCUGAGCGUCAGAGAGAUAACGCACACACGCUAUGUGAGCCAUGCGUUUGUCCUGGAGGGUCCGACCCGUUCUUGGGUUUGUGCCACAGAUAGAGGCGAGGAUAGAGAGAACUUCCUGUCUGUGCUGCGCUUGACCAUAAGCUCCUCCCUCAGAGGUCAUCAGUGA
This is a messenger RNA of Nematolebias whitei (Rio pearlfish), 2909 nucleotides long. Its product is annotated as epithelial cell-transforming sequence 2 oncogene-like. The transcript has 21 exons. The coding region runs from base 66 to 2909 and encodes 947 amino acids. The record is from RefSeq and is a predicted model, not a curated record. Gene Ontology annotation, molecular function: protein binding; guanyl-nucleotide exchange factor activity. NCBI's taxonomy places the organism in Eukaryota, Metazoa, Chordata, Actinopteri, Cyprinodontiformes, Rivulidae.